Messenger RNA from Schistocerca gregaria, 2963 nucleotides. RefSeq names its product vacuolar protein sorting-associated protein 51 homolog. The record is from RefSeq and is a predicted model, not a curated record. Lineage: Eukaryota; Metazoa; Arthropoda; Insecta; Orthoptera; Acrididae. The transcript is spliced from 2 exons. The coding region runs from base 187 to 2937 and encodes 916 amino acids. Gene Ontology annotation, cellular component: membrane; GARP complex; EARP complex. Gene Ontology annotation, biological process: retrograde transport, endosome to Golgi; endocytic recycling; Golgi organization.
UCCGCGCCGCGCGCCGUCUGAGAGGACUCUGGCGCACACAGACUAGGUGCUUUUUUUUUUUUUUUUACUCAAAUUCCCCGUCACCGCUGCGCGCGUCUCACUUGCGAGGCGGGGCUUUUGUCAGCGUUGGUCUGGACGCGAGCCGAGUUCGAAGCGAGUCGGCGAGGCGCGAGCGCCGCGGCGGAGAUGGAGUCCUCCGCGAUGCAGAGCGCGUCUGACAGAAAGAAAAAAAGAGAGCAGUUGCUGAAGUUCUACGGCACGGAGCACGGGGGCGACGGCUCGCCGCGCGCCGCGUCCGGAAACGCGGACGCCCAGUACGACAUGGACCAGGAGGGGUUCGACCCCCAGGCGUACAUGGAAAUGAUUUUGCGGACCCAGUCGCUGAAGGAGCUGUUGGAGACGGACGCGAAGAUGACGAGAGAAAUCAAGGUGCUGGAGGACGACAUGAAGAGGCUGAUUUACGAGAACUACACCAAGUUCAUUACGGUGUCCGGCGCGAUUCACGACAUGCGCAACAUCAUCGGCGGGAUCGAGGACGAGAUGGCGAAGCUGGUCGACAGCAUUGGCAAAAUUGACGUGACCAGCGAGGGAAUUAGGAGUUCCCUGACGUCCAAGCGCGAGCAGAUGGAGCACCUGAGCGAGGUGCACUACUUGCUGGGGGGGCUUCAGCACUUGGCCGAAUUGCCGUCCAGACUGAACCGGGCGAUUGACUGCGGCGACUACGGCACGGCGGCGAGUUGCUACAAGAAGGCGCGUUGCGUGCUAGAAGAGUGCGAGCGUCUGGCGUGCUUGGCGCCGGUGAGGAGCAGGUGCACGGAGGCCAUGGACAGGCUCUGUUCGGAGUUGUUGGAAAAGUUCAACUCGCCCGCCGCGACGGCCGAGGAUGUGGCAGAGUAUAUUUCGCUGCUGUCAGAUUUCGGACAUUCUCAUUCUGCAUUGAUGGACCGCUAUGCGCGCUCGAGAAUCAGCGGGUUCGUGGAGCAGCGAGAGAGCUUCGAAAAGCAGAUAAGAAACGAGGACUGCGCUCCUUCCGAGGACAGCCCAGCAUCGGUUUUUACUGAAGGCGAUCCCUCCUCAGAGCAGCCGACGCCUGAUCGGUUCGAUUCGACGACCCCUUGGAAUUACCGACUCCUCUUAUCAUUCCACGACCAGGUCCUGCCCUCCUUCUCCAACUUCUGCUCCGUCUACGGAAUCAACCAAGUUCGCCGAAACUACAUCACCAUGGAAGACCAGAGACUCGCCGUGCUCAAAUUCGACCAACUCAUUCAAGAAUUCAUCAACGAAUAUUGUCUGUUUGUCCGCUACGCCUUGGCCUCCAGCACGCCGCUCUUCCUCGACGAAACACAGCGCGGACUGUCCCCCUCUUCUUCUCGCUCGUCCUGUCUAGACCUGCUCAAGUGCAGCUACACGGGCAUCGACACCAUCCUCAGCAGCUACUGGAGCCAAGUCCUACUCUCCUCGGUCCCCUCCGACCUAAUCGUGGAAAUCAAGGGUCACACGACCCUCCGCGACUCCUGCUUCUAUUUGAGCACCUUCUGCAUCUCCGUCAUCGACGCGCACUUCGACCACCUCUCCGCCCGCGCCUCUUCCCUCCUGCAGCAAAUCCUGGCGUUCCUAACCUCCCCCGAAUCCUCCGGUCCCCCGCCGUCCGCCCACUCCCUGGAAGAACUCCUCACGUCUCAAUUCAACUUCGAGGCCAUCAAAAGACUCAUCCUCGUCUUCUCCGUGUGCUCCCCCAACACCUUCCUCUCCUCCUCCGCGUGGCCAUUCCUCCUCCACGUCAAGGAGAGGACGCAGGCGCUCCUGAACCACGUUCAGUCCCUGCUCCGAGAUGAACCGAGCGAGCCCCCUCUCGACGGCGACGGUAACCCUAGCGACAACCCCAACGACAACCCUAGCGACAACCCCAACGACAACCCUAGCGACAACCCCAACGACAACCCCAACGACAACCCCAACGGUGACUGCUCAGCCGCGGACGUGCCGGUACCUUCCAAAUCCUUCGUUUUUUUGCAGCCCCGCGAAUCCGAAAACGCCUUUCUCUUCACCCCCCCCGUCGCCCGCCUCCUGUUUACUCCCUACUGCCUCGAGUCGCUCGGCGCCCGCGUCUCCUCGUCCCUGAACACUCAGUUCGCCGAAAUGCUCCGCGCCAUUGCUCAGUUCGGCCCGCUUCAGUACGGCCAGGACCGCCUGAUCAAUUCCGCCUACCAAAGCCGGCUCGAGCGCUCCGCGCGCCAGUACGUCGUCCGGCUGGUCUACUGUCUGGGCACCUAUCUCGGCCUCAUGUUCCGGAGGUCCGUCGAGUCCCACGACUGGCUCCACCAUCCGGAGCCGACCAGAGCGAGCCCAAGUCUCGACGUCUUGCUCGAAGAACUCGGCGCCAUCAAACUGCGCCUUCUCGCCCUCUACCCACCAGGGUCUAAGGUGAACCGAAGAACGCCCCUUCUGAACAUCCGCACAAAGUCAACGACGACCAGCCACCACUCUCUCAGCCAUCUGCUCCUGGACGAUGACCAAGCCGUCCCGCUGCUCAACCUCCCCUCCUCCUCGCAGCAACUCGAUCCCACCCAGCAGCUGUUCCUCAAGAAAUUCAAGCCGUAUCCGGACGACGCGCCCUUGACCGCCUACGCUAUCCUCACCUCGGUCGUCAACAUGGCUCUCAAAACCUGGCUGGAAACCAUGCGCUUGCAAACGCUCGGAACUCACGGGUACCAGCAAAUCCAAGUCGACGCGUGCUACCUGAACAUCGCGCUCGACGACUACGUGGACCACCCGGACGAGCUGGACUGCACCAUCGCGACCAUCGUCCAAACCUCUUCCGAGAGGUGCGUCGACCCCUCCCCGCUGGAACUCCAAACUCUCAGCAACCUGUGCGCCCAGCACGUGCUCCGCAAACCCACCGGCCGUAUCGCGCCGCACAAAAAAGACCACGCAUAAAAACAAAUGACGCACAUCUACACACA